AAGAUCUCAACCACCACCACCGCCAUCGUCCAAGUGUUGACUUGCACCGUCGCACAGACUGAUAAUGACUCAACACCAGUAUUUGUCCAUUGUGAUCGCUCUCUUUUUGGGUCUCUGCCGUUCUUGUGUCUGCAGGCUCUACUCUUACGCGUCGCGCCGGCUUCCCAUCUCUCGCUUUGACGGCCGCCUGGUCUUGGUCGCCACUGUGAUUAUGGUUCCCACAGAAUUUUGCUGUCGAAAGCCCUCGGAAAGGCUGGCCGGGAUACUGCGAAGUGCGUUGUUGCCUUCAGGCAGGACCACGUCAUCUGUCGGAGCGGGUCAAAAGACACUCGAACACGCAGUCGAAAAUCCAUGAUCGCCUCAGGUGCAGAGGAAUCCACGCGGGGCAUAGAGACAUAGCUGUGUAUCAAAUACGUGCGUU
Phanerochaete carnosa HHB-10118-sp is the source of this 421-nucleotide messenger RNA. RefSeq lists its product as uncharacterized. The record is from RefSeq and is a predicted model, not a curated record. Lineage: Eukaryota; Fungi; Basidiomycota; Agaricomycetes; Polyporales; Phanerochaetaceae. Bases 65 to 355 code for a protein of 96 amino acids. The transcript has a single exon.